CAACCCAUUACCAUCGCCACCAGCAUUUCAUACCGUUCAUCAGGUGAUGAUCGCGUCGGAAGAUCUCACAGAUGGCGAAAUUAGGCCCUCGUAUGAUGAAAUCGGUGAGGGAGGCCGCAGCACGUGCGAGCAGACACAAGGAAUCUCAGGUGCGAUGGGGCGCCGACUCUAGGUAUCCUGUGACGCAGAUUCUUGCGGAUUGCUUAAAGGGAAAAGGAAGGGUGAAAAGCUUCAUAAAGGAAGCAAACAUAGUCAGUCCAGAGCUUGGUGAUCAUAUUCUGCAGCGCAUCGCACCUUUUCUCCGUCGCAAUGCGCCAAUGGAUAUUCUCGAUCUAUGGCCAGGUCCUGGGCUUUUCUCUUCGCAACUCAAUGAAUUCCUCCGUCCGCGUCGGCAUGUCAUGCUGGAGCCCGACUUAAAGCUCUGGGGUCAAUUCCUGGACCCAAUAGCCAAGGGCCGGGAGUGCUACAAAGUGGUCGAGACAAAUCCCUAUGAUAUUAUUUUCUGGGACAAGUUUCUGUCAGAACACUUCCCGGAGCAGGGACCUGAGAAUAUUGAUAAUAGCGGCCCACUACCCCGUAAUGAUACCUUGCUGGUGCUCGCCAACUUGCCGAGCCCAGUCACGAAGAGGGAUCACAAGACUGGAAGCCGAUUUGUGUCUAGAUUUAUGGAAGAAUGCCUGCGGCAAGUAGGCUUUCAUACAUACGGAGCUGUUCGUCUGUUGGCUACGCUGCCUCAGGAGGAUGCUAAAUCCAUGGUCCCCCGCGAUGCCGGCCAGCGCAAACGAUGCGCCCUCUUUACUGAGAGCGUCGCUCUGCACAACAUCGAGGUUGCUACACACCGCGAAGAUAACUAUUGGGUUCACGUCAAAGGUUUCACUUACGUUAAGGACGAACGUCGCCGUGUUACCGAAGAAGCAUCGGCAAGGGGCUUUGCGCCUAUUCCUGGCCGUGAUUUCCCUCCUUUAGUUACUGCCCCAGAUGUUGGUCACCUUGGUCGCUUUCCCCACAAGUUGGCUCCUUACGAGCCUCGCAUCUUGACCGAUCUUCAUUCAAGUCUGCUCGAGACAAUCCAAAAGCCUGAUAACAUGUCGCCCGACGAAGCCGGUUAUCGUGAAGCCUCGCUGGCUCGCGGCCGCGCCAUCACUCGGAUCAACAUUGACAACGGCGAAGCAAGCCUCAAGUCACAGAUAACCAGGAAGUAUGUGCAGGUUGAUGAAUUGAGCAAGAGUGUGGCCCGUCUAGCCGCUCGCGCAACCACCACCCGUGCGGACCUGGAGCCGCUCGUUUCGGAGAUGGCUACCUUGAAGCAAGCCAUUGACGACGAUAUUGACAAACUUCAGACGAAACACACGCCUCAGGUGCGGUCUAUGCAUGAUGACAUCCGCUGCCGGCCUUUCAAUGACAUGCCGGCUGUACUUUCCUGGGAUCGCCGGCCCUUUGAACCGCUCCUCAUCGAAACCCAUGAAACAUACCCACGGGGGGACAAGUGCAGCAUAGUCUACUUUGAACCGGACUCGAACUCCCCCGUGGCGGAAAAGUACUACUCCCUAGACAUCGACGCACGCAAGGAGGCCUUCGACUUGUUUGAAGCAUUCAGUCUUGCCCAAUAUCGCGGCCGGAAAGAGCUCACCUUCGAUGAGAUGCUAUCAUUGAUCUUCCCCGGCCGAUCGACCAACGACUGCGUGCGCGCCAUCCCCAGCCUGGCGCAGCACGCAGUACGCACUCCAAAGCCCGACUUUGACUCCCUGCCCAAGACCGUCAUCCCCGCCGCAAACCCCGGCGGCGGCGGCGCCACUACCACCGAGCCCGACCCCGCCGUGUGCUAUCAGGAGAAUCUUGACUACGACCUCACAGAUGUCCGCAUGCAGGGCGUCUCCUGCUCAGUUUUGUGGGAUAUUUGUAUUGCUUAUGCGACUUACGAGCAGCGUCCGUCGAUCACGCAACUCAAUCGAGCCCUUGGCGCCACACUAACAGUAGCACGUGUUGGUUCCGACCUUGAAUCCCAUAAAAGGUUACACUAA
Messenger RNA from Aspergillus saccharolyticus JOP 1030-1, 2021 nucleotides. RefSeq lists its product as uncharacterized. Gene Ontology annotation, biological process: transcription initiation at mitochondrial promoter. Gene Ontology annotation, molecular function: mitochondrial transcription factor activity. Lineage: Eukaryota; Fungi; Ascomycota; Eurotiomycetes; Eurotiales; Aspergillaceae. The coding region runs from base 72 to 2021 and encodes 649 amino acids. The transcript is spliced from 2 exons. Gene Ontology annotation, cellular component: mitochondrial DNA-directed RNA polymerase complex; mitochondrial matrix. The record is from RefSeq and is a predicted model, not a curated record.